Panthera uncia (snow leopard) is the source of this 2541-nucleotide messenger RNA. It is a transcript of the gene SLC34A1, whose product is annotated as solute carrier family 34 member 1. The coding region runs from base 1 to 2004 and encodes 667 amino acids. The transcript is spliced from 11 exons. The record is from RefSeq and is a predicted model, not a curated record. Gene Ontology annotation, molecular function: sodium:phosphate symporter activity. Gene Ontology annotation, cellular component: vesicle; brush border; apical plasma membrane. NCBI's taxonomy places the organism in Eukaryota, Metazoa, Chordata, Mammalia, Carnivora, Felidae. Gene Ontology annotation, biological process: sodium-dependent phosphate transport; intracellular phosphate ion homeostasis.
AUGAUGUCCUAUGGAGAGAGGCUGGGGGGCCCGGCUGUCUCCCCACUCCCAGUCCGAGGGGGACACAUGAUGCGUGGGACAGCCUUUGCCUAUGUGCCCAGCCCUCAGGUCCUGCACAGGAUUCCAGGGACCUCCGCUUAUGCCUUCCCCAGCCUGGGCCCUGUGGCCCUUACUGAGCACAGCUGCCCCUAUGGGGAGGUUCUGGAGUGCCAUGACCCGCUGCCUGCCAAGUUGGCCCUGGAGGAAGAGCAGAAACCAGAGCUUGGGCUGGCCCAGAAGCUGCGCCGGGCUGGCAUGACACUCCUCAAGGUACCACUGAUGCUCGCCUUUCUCUACCUCUUCGUCUGCUCCCUGGACGUGCUCAGCUCUGCCUUCCAGCUGGCUGGAGGGAAGGUGGCUGGCGACAUCUUCAAGGACAAUGCCAUCCUGUCCAACCCAGUGGCAGGGCUGGUGGUUGGGAUCCUGGUGACUGUGCUGGUGCAGAGCUCCAGCACCUCCACGUCCAUCAUUGUCAGCAUGGUCUCCUCCGGCUUGCUGGAGGUGAGCUCUGCUAUCCCCAUCAUCAUGGGCUCCAACAUUGGCACCUCUGUCACCAACACCAUUGUGGCCUUGAUGCAGGCGGGGGACAGGACUGACUUCCGGCGGGCCUUCGCGGGGGCCACGGUGCACGACUGCUUUAACUGGCUGUCAGUUCUGGUCCUGCUGCCCCUGGAGGCUGCCACUGGGUACCUGCACCAUGUCACUGGACUGGUGGUUGCCUCCUUCAACAUCCGUGGCGGCCGUGAUGCCCCUGAUCUGCUCAAGAUCAUCACAGAGCCCUUCACCAAGCUCAUCAUCCAGGUGGGGGCAAGGUUGGCACGGGGUGGGGGCCGGGGGAUAGUAAAGACCCCUCUCUCAUUCUCCCCACCCACAUCUUGCCCACAGCUGGACAAGUCUGUGAUUACCAGCAUUGCCACCGGUGACGAGUCCCUGAGAAACCAUAGUCUCAUCCGGAUCUGGUGCCGCCCAGACCCCAUGGAGGCUCCCACUCCCAUGCCCAGGGCAGAGGCCAAUACCAGCUGGACCCUUGGAAAUGCCACCAUGGAGAAAUGCAACCACAUCUUCGUGGACACGGGGCUCCCUGACUUGGCUGUGGGGCUCAUUCUGCUGGCUGGCUCCCUAGUGCUCCUAUGCACCUGCCUCAUCCUCCUCGUCAAGAUGCUCAACUCUCUGCUUAAGGGCCAAGUGGCCAAGGUCAUUCAGAAGGUUAUAAACACUGACUUCCCCGCCCCCUUCACCUGGGCCACAGGCUACUUUGCCAUGGUGGUGGGAGCUGGCAUGACCUUCGUUGUCCAGAGCAGUUCUGUGUUCACCUCAGCCAUCACUCCACUCAUUGGCUUGGGUGUGAUCAGCAUCGAGCGGGCCUACCCUCUCACACUGGGCUCCAACAUUGGCACGACCACCACAGCCAUCCUGGCUGCACUGGCCAGCCCCAGGGAGAAGCUGUCCAGCGCCUUCCAGAUUGCCCUCUGCCACUUCUUCUUCAACAUCUCAGGCAUCCUGCUGUGGUACCCAGUGCCCUGCACGCGCCUGCCAAUCCGCAUGGCCAAGGCGCUGGGCAAACGCACUGCCAAGUACCGCUGGUUUGCUGUCCUCUACCUCCUCCUGUGCUUCUUGCUACUGCCCUCGCUGGUGUUUGGCAUCUCCAUGGCAGGCUGGCAGGCCAUGGUGGGGGUGGGUGCACCAUUUGGGGCCUUGCUGGCUUUUGUGGUGCUCGUCAAUGUCCUGCAGAAUCGCAGCCCCAGACGCCUGCCCAAGUGGCUGCAGACAUGGGACUUCCUGCCCCACUGGAUGCACUCCCUGCAGCCCCUGGACCAUCUUAUCACCCGUGCUACUUUGUGCUGUGCCACUCCUGAGCCCCGCUCACCCCCGCUGCCCGCCAGGGUCUUCCUGGAGGAGCUGCCCCCUGCCACACCCUCCCCCCGUCUGGCACUGCCUGCUCAACACAAUGCCACCCGCCUCUAGCCCAGACUGCCACCCAGGGCAGGGAAGGGCCUGUGCCUGGGGCCCACUGUAGAAGGGCAGAGGGGUGUGUCUGUGUACUCUGGGCACGGGCCUAUCCUUGUACAGGUCCUCAGAGGUCUGGGCUUGUGUGACUGAGAGUCAGUGUGUGUGCAUGUGUGGGCAUGUUUGGUAAUACUGUAUGUCAGCCUGCAUGUGUGAACUGAUGCACCCGUGUGCAGGCUACAGGGUACCUGGGUAUGAUUUUGAGUCCUCUGCACACCAGGAGGCUUUGUCUGGAGACCUGUGCUUGGUUCUCCGGGACACACAAGUCCGACUCAGUGGAGCAGGAGUAAGGUGGGUCUGAGGACAGGACCUGCAGCUGUUUGGUUGUGCAUAGAUGUGGGUGCCUGAGUCACUGGCUGAGUUCUCACCCUCCCUGUCACCUUCCUUUCUCUACUUGCCACUCUCCCCCUCACCCAGUUGUUCUGUGGCACCACUACAACCCCCUUUCCCAAUACUGCGUGAUGAAAAAGGAAUUAAAUUCUCAUGCAUUUACAA